Molecule: messenger RNA, 1171 nt
Organism: Salvia miltiorrhiza (redroot sage)
Lineage: Eukaryota; Viridiplantae; Streptophyta; Magnoliopsida; Lamiales; Lamiaceae
Exons: 2
Coding region: 69-938 (289 amino acids)
Cellular component (GO): cytoplasm; eukaryotic translation initiation factor 3 complex
Molecular function (GO): translation initiation factor activity; RNA binding
Source: RefSeq, a predicted model, not a curated record
UGCCUGCCACCCCAAAAUUCACCUCACCAGAAAAAAACCCUAAUUCUUUGCGACCUUCAAUCUUCAUAAUGGUGAGAGAAGAGCAACCCAACAAGCUGCGAUGGGGGGAGCUGGACGAGGACGACGGCGAGGAUUUGGAUUUCCUGCUGCCGCCGAAGCAGGUCAUUGGUCCCGACGAGAGCGGGAUUAAGAAGGUGAUUGAAUACAAGUUCAGCGAUGACGGAAACAAGGUUAAGAUUACCACCACCACGCGCAUCCGGAAGCUCGCCAACGCCCGCCUCAGCAAGCGCGCCGUCGAGCGCCGCUCCUGGCCCAAGUUCGGCGACGCCGUGCACGAGGCCGUGGGUGCCCGCCUCACCAUGGUGUCCACGGAAGAGAUCAUCCUCGAACGCCCCCGCGCUGCUGGUACAAAAGCAGAGGAAGCUAAGGCUGCUGGCGAUCCUUUAGCUCAAAUGGGGAAAGGAGGAGCUGUACUCAUGGUUUGUAGAACGUGUGGGAAGAAGGGUGAUCACUGGACCUCGAGAUGUCCAUACAAGGAUCUCGCUCAACCAAGUGAGACGUUUGUUGAUAAGCCACCAACUGAAACCAAUGCUGCACCAGGUAGUACUAAGGGGGCUUAUGUUCCUCCUAGCAUGAGAGGAGGUGUUCCUGAGAGGAGUGGUACUGACAUGCGCCGCAGAAACGAAGAGAACUCAGUCAGGGUUACCAACCUUUCUGAAGACACAAGAGAGCCUGACUUGCUAGAGCUUUUCCGGCCUUUUGGUUCAGUGAGCCGAGUUUAUGUUGCUAUUGAUCAGAAGACUGGGACAAGCAGAGGUUUUGGUUUUGUCAAUUUUGUCAACCGAGAAGACGCUGAGAGAGCCAUCAACAAGCUUAAUGGGUAUGGAUAUGACAAUCUCAUCCUAAGAGUUGAAUGGGCUGCUCCUCGGGCCAACUAGUUUCUGGAACGAGUAAAAAAGCGCAUACACAUUCUUAGUCCUUGAGGAGACUAGUGGAGAAGAUGGCACAUUCGAUUUUGUUUGUUAGCCGUCGUCUGAUGGUUUUAUUUAUUACAUUCGACAAGUAUAAUCUUCAAGUUUUUGUGAGAUAUAUUCGACUUGCUUGUGGCAGAGGCCUCAUCUUCUCACACAUGCAUCUUUUACUAAGUAAUUUUGAUGACUGGUGUUUUUCA